CCCACACUCGUGCCAACUUUCUCCGUUCGAACCUCCUUUUUUCCCACGACUUUCCGACCAACAAACUUGCAACCAAAUACCCGAUAUCGACACCGACACCAUCAUUUGAGCAUGUCUAGGACAAUCGGCCACCCCUAGCCGUCGGUCCUCGCAGCAUUGCUCAAAAUAAUAUUGAGUAUUUCUGUGCACCAUCUACCGCGAAAUGCCCUCCAGGUCUUUUAUCGAAAGCCAACAGCAGCCCGACAGCUUGCACUCAGACUUCAAACCAAACGCCGCCGGCGUCGUCCAUUUCGACUUUGGCUUCACUAGCGACAAGGUCCAUGGAAACCAGCCUGUGCACCGGGCCCCCUCUUCACAUCCAUCGAAUGAUAGUUUCGACGAAGCCUACAGCAGCACCUCGAGCAACACAUCAAACUCGUCGUCGGCCUGCGCUCCCCCGACACGCCUGAAUGGGGACGAUUCGGCGGGCAAUACCUCAAUUCCCGCCGACAUGACGUCCGCCACAGCGAUGUCGAACGGGAAGCCCGGCGCCGGCGAGAAGCUCUCUCAUGUCGAGACCACCGAAUCCUUUUACCGAAAGCCAUUGGUAAAUGGUGUUACCACAACCACCUUGGUCGACAGAACCGUCUCCUCCACUCCAAAUCAACAACAGCAGUACAUGUCCCCACCCGCACACUCGCCCCCUGAGCCUCCGCGGCAAAGGAUCAGUAAUGGCAUGAACCACGAUGAUCAGAAGAUGCACGUGUCGGCUGCUCACCGAGACAGCCAUUUGUUGAGAGCAUCAAUGACCUCGACGAAUGGCGAAUCAAUACCGCCCACACCAGUUGAUAUGUACAUGAAGCCCAUGCACCGGGCCGAUGUCGUCACUCUGGAUACCUCUACUGCCAGUGCCCCUUCCCAUAACUUCUCUAACCCUACAAGUCCCACGCCCGCCACUCCGGAACGCAACGGCGUACCUCACCGCUUCUCAUCUCCUCCUCAUUACAACUCUAAUGGAGGCACGCCAUCGUCCUCCUCGGCUGGGCUCGCACCACCAGGGGCUGCUCUGAAACACCGUCACACCUUGGAAGUACCAAAGGUUGGUCCGUCUAGGGGGUCUCGGGAUGGUCCGGAUGCAGCUUAUACCAGUGGGCGGUUCUCACCCACCAACACGCCAACUGGCGGGCGUAGGGCUUCUCUGAGCUUGGUUCGUAGGAAUACCAGGUCACUGCACUCCGACAUGCCCCGUGACGAGAUAAUACCAGACGACGACGCUCUUAGGUGGGCCGAGGCAUACCGUCAAAAGAGGGCGAGCAAGCGCAAGCGUUUGGAAGAGGACGACGACCGGGUUGUCAUCGGAAACAAGGUCGACGAAAAACACACCAACUGGGUUGCAGCCUACAACAUGCUUACGGGCAUUCGCGUCUCUGUUUCGCGAACGAACGCGAAGCUGGAUAGGGCACUGACCGACGAAGACUUCCAGACCAAGCAAAAGUCCACGUUUGACGUUGCCGGCAAUGAACUUGUUCCAUCCGCAAAAUACGACUUCAAGUUCAAGGACUACGCGCCGUGGGUCUUCCGCCGCCUCCGUGCCAUCUUCGGUCUCGAUCCCGCCGACUAUCUGAUGUCUCUGACUGGCAAGUAUAUCUUGUCUGAGCUCGGUUCUCCCGGCAAGAGCGGCAGCUUCUUCUACUUUUCCCGCGACUAUAAGUAUAUCAUCAAAACCAUUCAUCACUCGGAACACAAAUUUCUUCGCAAGAUUCUCAAGGACUACUACGAACACGCGACCGAAAAUCCGAACACGUUGCUGUCUCAGUUCUAUGGUCUCCAUCGUGUGAAGGUUGCAUAUGGUCGCAAGAUUCACUUCGUGGUCAUGAACAACCUCUUCCCACCGCACCGGGACAUCCACCAAACGUUUGAUCUGAAGGGCUCCACUAUUGGGAGAGACUACAAGGAAGACAACCUGGGACAGAAUCCACGUGCCACUCUGAAGGAUCUGAACUGGCUCAGGCGUAAGAAGCACUUGGAGCUUGGGAUCCAAAAGAAGCAGCUAUUUUUGGAACAGCUGAGGAAGGACGUCAAGUUGCUGCAAAAGCUAAAGAUCAUGGAUUACUCUUUGCUCAUUGGGAUUCACGAUCUUCAACGAGGAAAUGAGGAGAAUCUGCGACACAAGACCCUCCAAGUCUUCAAUCCAGGUGGUAGCGCAGGCCCGGAUGAGCCCGACCCUGCGAAGUCAGUACUCUUGCGGACGCCAUCGAAGCUGGAGAACCAGAGGAAAGCACGGGAGCUGAGGCAGAUGAUCAAAUCCGAGAGGCCUAUACCAAUGGGCGAAGGCAGCAGCACUAUGCCAAAUGAGUUGGAACAAGGGGUCAGGUCAGAUUCAGUAUUCUACAAAGAUGAUGGGGGAUUUCAAGCCACCCACGAAGACAAUAGCCCUGGCGAAGAGAUCUAUUAUCUGGGAGUCAUCGACUGCCUUACUCACUAUGGAUUCCUCAAGAAGAUAGAACACUUCUGGAAGGGUUUGUCACACGAUAGGACUCAGAUCUCGCCAGUUCCUCCGGAAGAAUAUGGAGACCGCUUCAUCAACUUCAUGUCUGGCAUAACGAUGUCACCGGAAGAGGUAGAACGGGAAACCCAGGAGCGGGACGCUCGUAUGCAAGCUGCUGCAGCUGUGGCGGAUGCCCAGGCCGCAGCUGCGCAAGAGGAUAGGGAGAAGGGCAAGGAACGUGUCUCGAGCUGGAACAGCAACUCCCGUUCGAAAACGAAUGCGAUCCCACCGGUUCCAUCCCAUCAACCACCUCCUAUCCCUGGAUCGAAGUCCCCUGAGGUCGAGGACGUAGUACGGAGGGCAGAGCAUGAGGCAUUCAAGCACCCCGAGCGAGAGCAGGAAGUGCCAGACAUGAUCUUGCGCACAACGACUGACGGGCCAAUGGAAUCGAAGGGAUCUACGGCACCUGGGUCUAAGGUGAACGGUUCUGCCUCGACCGCAUCGGAACGCAGGGAGCCUGCGCAACCUGCAGCUGUACUGCCGGUGGUGGAGGAGGCGGGAGAGGCCUCUUCAAUGGGUGGGAGAAGCAGAAGCCGUGUGUCAAACCGCUCGGACAUGUCGUCACAUAGCGAGCGCAGGCCCGUUACGCCAGCCAAGGACCGGGGGCGUUCGCAUGGAUUUAGCGUCUUGUCGGCGUUGAAGGGCAACCAGAAAGGCCUUCCUCCACCGACGCCACCGAAAAGCAGUCAUCUGAAGCCCGAAAGUGCAGACAGUGGGUACGGAGUGGUCGGGGGUGGUGGCCACAUCAUAAAGACAGGCCGAGUGCGGUCCAAUUCCGAUGCGCGUAGCACCAAGGGAUCCAUUAGCCGCGAGAGUCUCGAUAAAGCCCUCCCGCCGCUCCCGACAUAGGAUGCGCAGCGUAUGGCUGGAUUGUUAAUGCUAGGAUGGGCGUGAGCCCCAGCCCGGCUUCUCAGCCCUGCGCGAAGCCCAAAACCAGGAUGUAUGGUUUUACGCAAUAGGAGCUGCGGGCAGAGGGAUCAUGUGUUUUCAAGUCACACCGCUGCAUCAUGUUUGGUGUUUGCUAUUCAUUUCUUUUUCUUUUUCCUUGCCUGUCUCAGAAAGAUCAUGAUACCACUAUUGCAUGGAGCAGCAUAAAUUAGCCGUUACUAUCUUUCCACCCUUCAUUUCCUUUGUCAUUCCUACCUAAUUGCUUUGGACCCCAUCUCUCAAACACCAAUGCGUCGUCGAGUCGCAUUAUGAACCAACUACAUACUUUUCCUUUGAGAUUGUCAUCAUUUCCUUUGUCAUCAUUAUUGUUGUUGAUUACGCAUCUCCUUGUUUGCAGCGACAAUUUAUGUUCAGGCGGUUGGUGUAUUAAUGUUUUAUAUCCGCUUCAGAUUACCAGACUUGGAUGGGAAGCUUUGUCAGAGUACACAAGGACUCGUCCGGAAUCAUACUCUGUUUUCGUUCCAAUCUCGCUGGCGGUGCGACGGAUGCAGAAGGACAACUAUUGCCGCAUGUUGAGUUAGUGGCGGGAGUCGGCAUUUCUUUGUAGAUAUCUUCUCUUUCUUGCACGACGAUACCUCAUAGACCCCUUUGGAUGACGAGAACUCGCUCAGGGGCUGUUUCAGAAAAUGGCUUUCAGGAGCUGUAGAAGUUAAAAAUUGAGAUUGUUGAUUGUUCACC
Messenger RNA from Pyricularia oryzae 70-15, 4153 nucleotides. RefSeq names its product phosphatidylinositol-4-phosphate 5-kinase its3 (PtdIns(4)P-5-kinase). NCBI's taxonomy places the organism in Eukaryota, Fungi, Ascomycota, Sordariomycetes, Magnaporthales, Pyriculariaceae. The record is from RefSeq and is a predicted model, not a curated record. Gene Ontology annotation, molecular function: phosphatidylinositol kinase activity. Bases 203 to 3376 code for a protein of 1057 amino acids. Gene Ontology annotation, biological process: phosphatidylinositol metabolic process. The transcript is spliced from 3 exons.